Messenger RNA from Bathycoccus prasinos, 594 nucleotides. RefSeq lists its product with no specific name. Bases 1 to 594 code for a protein of 197 amino acids. The record is from RefSeq and is a predicted model, not a curated record. Lineage: Eukaryota; Viridiplantae; Chlorophyta; Mamiellophyceae; Mamiellales; Bathycoccaceae. The transcript has a single exon.
AUGUCAGUCGAUGAUGAGAACGCUUUGGAGGACGACGACGACGACUUUGGUGAUUUUGAGAACGCUGGGAAAGAAGAAGAAACUCUGAAACCAACUCCAACGGUGACGACAACUGUUAAACAACAACAACAAAAACAAAAACAACAAAAACAAAAACAGAAGUCGUCUUCUGCGUUGGAGCUUUUGUCUCUCACAGAUGCCGAGUUCAAAGUCGCGGUGGCGAUUGCAUUUGGAGGAGGAGUGUCAAAAGCGAUGCCUGUAAAAACAAGACCAAAAGAAACAGAAAACGUUGGGAGGAGCGAAGAGGGAGAAGAAAAAGACACGAUAACGAAGACGACAGAAACGACGAUGGAAACGACAGCAGAAGAAGUAAGCGAUGGAGAACAAGAAGAGCGAAAUCAACGAGAGCAACUGCCAAAAGUAGGAGUUAGCAUAGCGGAACGGAUGAAGAUGUUCGAGCAACAACAAGUGCCAAAUAAUCAGAACGACGCUUUUGCAGGCUUUGAGGACUUGACCGUUUCUGAACGAGGAGGAGGACAAACCAACCCGCAAAACGGAACUGCAACUGCUCCGCCUUCUGUUUCACUUUUAUAG